UUCGUACAGGCAGUCAAGCCUGCGCGUCUUCCCCCGGGGAAAGACGAAACGAGAGAAAUAUUGUACUGCGCUUCUCGCCUUGAGGACGAGGACAGUGGAGAGCAGGAUAAAUAUGUGACCGGUCCCCAGCGCACGAAAUCAAGAAAUCGCCUACUCCCGAGCAAGCAGCUUACGGCGAGAGAGGAGAGAGCGAGGGACGGGGGGGGGGGGGGGGGGAUGCAUCUCUACAACGCAUGGCUUCCGCCGCCGGUGGCGGAGGAGACGAAGAGGGAGGCGGAGUCGUUCGCCGCCGUGGUGAGAUCCGUGAAGGAUUCGUGGCGGCCGGAUGAUCCUGACUCCAUCUACUCCACCCUCGAGUGGAUCUCCAUCAUCGGCCUUUUCUUAAAAGCAAAAAGUGAAGUUUCUCCGGCAGAUGUAAAGGAGAUUGUGGAGUUUGGUUUGCAGGUGUUUCAUGCAUCAGAGAACAAGCUUUAUGCUCAGGUUAGAUGGGGAAAUAUCUUAGUCAAGCUGCUGAAGAACCAUGGAAAGAAAUUAACGAAGUCAAUGAGCAUUCAGUGGAGACCUUUCUACGACACUUUGAUGCACACACACUUUAAACGAAAUACAGGCCCUGAGGGAUGGAGAUUGAGGCAGCGGCAUUUUGAAACUGUCACACGUCUUAUCCAAUCCUGCCGGAUGUUCUUUCCUGCAGGUUCUGCUUCUGAAAUAUGGUCAGAGUUCAGCGCUUUAAUGGAAAAUCCAUGGCAUAAUUCAGCCUGAGGUGCUGGAUUUGUGAGACUCUUUCUACCCAUGAACUUGGAGAAUCGGAACUACUUUACAAGCAUUUGGCUUAAGCAGUGUCUUGAUCUCUGGGAUUCUGUACCAAAUUGCCAAUUUUGGGAUAUUCAGUGGGCUUCUGUCAUUGCGCGUUGUACAAAGAGUUGCAAGUCAAUUGAUUGGGAAGGUUUUUUGCCAGCACUUUUUACACGAUUCUUAAACAUGUUUGAGGUUCCUGUUUCAAAUGGGAAUGGAUCAUAUGCCUUCCCUUUAGUGGUCCCUAGGAAUACGUGGUUCUUGUUUCCCAGCAAGACAGGCACACCUGCUGAGGCUAUAGCAAAGUCAAUUGUGCAUCUCUUAAAGCCUGGUAGUUUGGCUCAAGAGUACUUCGAGAGAUUGGCAAAAUUAUUAGAACAAUAUUACCAUCCUUCUAAUGGAGGUCGCUGGACAUACUCAUUGGAGCGUUUCUUGCGGCACUUGGUGAUUAGCUUCCAAAAGCGCCUUAAGGAUGAGCAGCUUAAGACAGGAGAAAGGAAACAGGUUGAUUCAUGUUUGGGAAAUCUAGAAAGGGCUGCUUUUGUCAAAGUGACACUGAAAUUAAUUGAUCGUGGUCAGUAUAGCAAAAAUGAAUCCCUUGCCAAAACAGUUGCUGUAGCAACUUCAAUUUUGUCAUAUGUGGAGCCCUCUUUGGUCCUUCCAUUUAUUGCAUCCAGAUUUCAAUUGGCCUUAGAGACUAUGACAGCUACUCACCAGCUGAAAACUGCUGUCACAUCAGUGGCAUUUGCUGGCCGUUCACUUUUUCUUGCUUCUGUUUCUGCUCCCCCUCAAACUGAUGACCGGGAUACUGCUGAUGCUUACAUGGAUCUUAUAGUCGUAUCUCUUUCUAAUGCAUUGCUUGGUAUGGAUGCUAAUGAUCCACCAAAGACCUUAGCAACCAUGCAAUUAAUUGGUUCUAUUUUUUCCAACCUAGCUAUGGUGGGUGGUAGUGAUGAUGGGCCUGCAUUCCUGCAAACCAUCAGUUUAUCAGAAUGGCUAGAUGAGUUCUUUUGUCGCUUAUUUUCUCUGCUUCAACAUUUGGAAACAAGUAAUGUCGUGAAUGAGGGUAUCCAGACAUCAUUAACAUCAGGAACGUUUCUUGUUGCUGACAAUUCAUUCUAUUUCUUCAUGCUGGAAAUCCUGCUUGGGAAAUUGUCUGCACCUUUGUUUAAUCAGUCACUAAAGAAAAUUUCCAAGUUUGUCAACACAAACAUCCUUCCUGGAGCUACAGUAGAGAUUGGGCUUCUUUGUUGUGCCUGUGUUCAUUCUAAUCCAGAAGAGGCAGGAAUCCACCUUAUUAAACCAAUCCUAAUGGCUAUAACCACCUCAUUAAGAGAAAUACCGGUUUCAGGUUUUGGUGGAGGAUCUUCUGGUACAUCAUCUUCUACCAAGGCUACACUUUCACCAGCCCUGGAAACAGCAGUUGAGUACCUUCUAAAAGUUUUGGCAAUAGCCAUUAGUUAUGGGGGUCCUGUGUUGCUUCAUUACAAGGAUGAACUGAAAGAAGCAAUUGCAUCAGCAUUUCAGGCCCCGUCAUGGAAGGUCAAUGGAGCUGGUGAUCAUGUCCUUCGCUCUCUCCUUGGAAGCCUGGUCCUCUUUUACCCCAUCAACCAGCACAAGCCUUUCUCUUGUCAGCCUGUUUCUUCUGUUUUGGAAGACUGGGUUUGCUCCAAAGAUUAUGAAAAUGAAAUAAAAAAGAAGCUCAAUUAUCUCCCCGAGUGGCACAUUCCUAGUCAAGAUGAACUCUCUUUUGCAAAUGAGCUUUUAGAUCUUCAUUUUCAAUCUGCUUUGGAUGAUCUUCUCAGAAUAUGUCAGACGAAAAUGCAUUCUGAGGCAGGCGAUGAGAAGGAACACCUGAAGGUGACUUUGUUGCGUGUUUACUCUUCAUUGAAAGGCGUGAUGUCAUGCUUGCCUGAUAUGCGUCCAUCAUAUUGGAACAAGGGCACUGAAGAUAUGAAUCAUAGUGACUUUUUAAUAUCGGGAGCAAUUGGCUUGUCUGUUGGUAGCUCAGAAAUGAGGGAAAGAGCUGCUCAUCAUAUACAUGUAGCUUGCAAAUAUUUACUGAAAGAAAGAACAGAUGAUAGCAUACUUCUAAUACUUACCAUUCAUGUUAUGGAUGCUUUAGCAAAUUUUGGAAGCUUGGAAUAUAAAGAAUGGUCAAAUCACAUUCAGGCAUGGAAGUUGGAAUCUGCUGCUUUAAUUGAGCCUCCUUGUAAUUUUAUUGUGUUUUCUCAUGCCCAAGGAAAGAAAAGGCCCAGGUGGGCACUUAUUGACAAGGCAUACAUGCUUAAUACAUGGAGAUCUUCACAAUCGUCGUAUCAUAAAUUUCGUACAGAUAGCAACAUCUCUCCUUCAGAGCACGUGAUUGUUCUUAUGGAGGAUCUUCUAGAUCUCUCUUUGCACAACUAUGAAACAGUUCGCUCGCUUGCUGGAAGAUCUCUUUCAAAGUUGCUCAAACGCUGGCCGGUAUUGAUUGCUAAGUGUGUUCUCACCCUAAGUGGGAACUUGCGCAAUCCAAAAACACAAGAACAUGCAGUACUAGGCUCUUGCACCAUACUUGCAACACAAACUGUUCUCCAUCAUUUGACAACAGAUGCAGUUGCAUUCUCUUCAUUUAUCAUGGGUCUUUUAACAAGCUUUCAUCAUGAAUCACUGAAAGCUCAGAAAGCUAUUACUAAGCUGUUUGUUGAAUACAACAUCCACUUUUCUGGGAUACCAAGGAGUUUGUUCAAGACUUCAAAUGGCCAACUGGACAACCCAGAAUUUGCAGAUAUGUUUUCUCAUAUCAGUUCCUUGAGCUUCAACACAACUGGCUUGCACUGGAGGUAUAAUUUGAUGGCUAACAGAGUACUACUUUUGUUAACUUUGGCUUCUAGAAGUGAUUUACAAUUAUCUACCAAGAUUCUUGGGGAAACUGCAGGACAUUUUUUAAGAAAUUUGAAAAGUCAAUUCCCUCAGUCGAGAAUGCUGGCAAUCUCUGCUCUGAACACUCUAUUACAGGGAGCAACACAUAAAAUCUCCAGUCAGGAACAGCAAAUUUGCUAUGAUGAUCUCAAAGAAAAUAAAGACUCAUCUGUUGGACAAAUUCUGAAUCAGAUAUUAAGGGAGGAGGGAUUCUUCAAUGAGACUCUAAACAGUCUCUCCCAUGUCCACAUAAUUGCUGAGAGUGAGAGUUCAGCUUCUAAAGGUGAUCGAGGAGCGUCAUCCUUUCUGAGCCCGGCUGCUAAAGAAAUUACUUUUUUCUAUUUUGACUUCGUAGCGUCAUGGCCACGUACCCCUAGAUGGAAAUUUCUAGUGGGAGGAAACACAUUUUACUCCAACUUUACAAGGAUUUUUAAGCGUCUCAUACAGGAAUGUGGAACACCAGUUCUAGUUGCUCUACAGGACAUACUCAAGGAAUUUUCUAGUGCGAAAGAGAGAUCAAAGCAAUGUGUGGCCGCUGAAGUCAUGGCUGGCAUGCUUCAUUCUGAUAUAAAUGGCCUGCUGGAAGCCUGGGACAAUUGGAUGAUGCUUCAGCUUCAGGAGAUCAUUGUAACACCAUCAGUGGAGUCAAUUCCUGAGUGGGCAGCUUGCAUACGAUAUGCAGUUACAGGAAAAGGAAAAUAUGGCACGCAAAUUCCUCUUCUGAGGCAAAGAAUUUUAGAAUGCUUGGCAAGACCUUUGCCUGAAACCAUGGCAAGCAAUGUGGUGGCCAAGAGGUAUUCUUUCCUUUCAGUUGCACUCAUUGAAAUCUCUCCGCCUAGAAUGCCUAUUGCAGAGGUUCAAUACCAUGAUAAGCUUCUGGAAGAGUUGUUGGAUAAAAUGAGUCAUCCAUCUGCCCAAGUUAGAGAAUCUAUUGCCGUGACACUUGCUGUUGUAUGUUCUAACAAGCGGCUUUUUGCAACACCGGGACAUAGAUGUUUACGAGAGGCAGAAGGGGGCAUUAACGUGGUUGAGUCACCUCACAAGGAAAAUUGGGCUAAGUUUCUAACAGAGAGAGCUUCUGAAUUAGCUAGAAAUAUACAAAGUGCCAAGCAAUAUGACAAUAUAGAUUCAAUGGUAGAUUUGAUUCAUAAAAAUGGCUUCACAAGUUCAGAGGCUGAAACAGAUGUUAAGAGGAUGGAAACGAUGUUCCAUUUCAUAAUAUCAUCUUUGAAAUCUGGAAGAUCUUCUGUUUUGUUGGACAUAGUUGUUGGACUCAUUUAUCCUGUUAUUUCGUUGCAGGAAACGUCAAAUAAAGACCUGUCAACGUUAGCUAAGGCUGCUUUUAGAUUACUAAAAUGGAGGAUAUUACCUCGGCCCUUUUUAGAAAAUGCUGUCUCAGUGAUCCUUUCUUCAGUCAAUGAUCCUAAUUGGCGAACCAGAUCUGCAGCUCUCACAUAUCUUCAUACCUUUAUGUACAGGCACACAUUCACUCUCUCAGCUUCCGAGAAAUUACAAAUCUGGAAAAGUAUCAAGAAGCUACUUGUUGACAGCCAAGUUGAGGUUAGGGAGCAUGCUGCUAGGGUUCUUGCAAGCUUAAUGAAGGGUGGAGAUGAAGAUUUGUCAAGGACUUUCCGUGACCAAUCAUAUGCAGAAGCACAAUCAAUCCUCAGGAAACGAAAGCAAAGAAGUUUGGCUUCUGGUCAAUCUGUAGCUUCUACACAUGGAGCUGUCCUUUCUUUGGUUGCUUCAGUUCUUUCUGUUCCUUAUGACAUGCCCAGCUGGCUUCCGGAUCAUGUAACGUUGCUUGCUGAGUUCAUUGGGGAGCCUUCACCAGUCAAAUCUACGGUUACAAAAGCAGUUGCAGAGUUCCGCCGUACUCAUGCCGAUACUUGGAGCAUCCAGAAGGAUGCUUUUACUGAAGAGCAACUGGAGGUUCUCUCUGGCACAUCGUGUUCUUCUUCAUACUUCGCUUAAUUUUAUUGUACCUGGUAAACAUUACGUUACAAAUUGUUAUUAAAGGGAAAAGAGAGCAUCAAUAUUCAUUACAGACUAAAGCUUUCUGUUGUAAUACUCUCUUACAGAUUAGAGUUCCUGUACCAAUAAUUCAUUUCAAUUAAGUGAUCUUGAGUUCCGCCA
Molecule: messenger RNA, 5832 nt
Organism: Phoenix dactylifera (date palm)
Lineage: Eukaryota; Viridiplantae; Streptophyta; Magnoliopsida; Arecales; Arecaceae
Product: proteasome activator subunit 4-like
Biological process (GO): proteasomal ubiquitin-independent protein catabolic process
Cellular component (GO): nucleus; cytosol
Molecular function (GO): peptidase activator activity; proteasome binding
Source: RefSeq, a predicted model, not a curated record